GAUGGGGUUCAUUUUCUUUCUGAACCAGAGGCCUCGCAAGUCUCUGAGGAAUCUGCAUUUAUUGCAGAAUUGUUUUCUACAUCUGCCCCUCCUCCGGAUGUGGUAGAAUUUUCUGAGUAGAUCUUAUUGAUCUUAGAAUCACCAUAGUUUAAAAUUUCUUGUGUUUUAUUUAUUUUAUUUUAUUUAUUUCACAAUGGCGAAUCAAUCGUUUUCUAUUCUCACAUUGAAUAUUCAAGGCCUUCGGGCUCCUCAUCAUCGUACAACCUUGUUCUCAUGGUUGAACUGCGUUCAUGCUGACAUUAUUUGCCUCCAGGAAACUCAUUCAACGACUGUUGCCGAAUUUGAGUCAUGGGUUCGCUUGGAAAAUAAUGCUGGUAAUAAUCUCCAACACUACUCCGUCAUUUCAUCUCCUGGAUCGGUGCGUAGUGCUGGAGUUGCUAUCCUUUUUAAGCCUUCCUUGAAGCUUGUUACUACCUUUCAUGAUAAUGCUGGCCGUCUCGUGAUUGCUCACUUUUCUGACCCUUCUUGUGAUUCUUCUCCCUUUCAAGUUGUUAAUAUUUACGGGCCCAACCGUCGUCAACCUGGUGAAGAUUUCUUUACGUCAAUUCUACCGCAGAUUGAUCCUUCUCUUCCCACUUUUUUGUGUGGUGACUUUAAUACGGUUGUUGACCCUCAUAUUGAUCGUAGGGGCUGUAAUCCCUCGUCGUAUUGGGCAUACAAUUGGCCGCAGUCUUUGUCCCUUUUAACAUCGCAAUUAGAUUUGGUUGAUGCUUGGCGAAAUCGUCAUCCUACGGAUCGCCAUUUUACUUGGCAUCGCCCCUGUGGUUCACAAGCUUCACGUUUAGACAUGGUUUGGAUCUCUUCUAAUCUUUUAGAACAUGUUCAUCAAGUUGAGAUUCUGCCCUUUUUCAGGUCGGACCACUCUUAUGUUUUCCUUAGCAUUUCUUUGCCAUCCAUACCAACACGGGGUCCGGGAACAUGGAAACUCAACUCUUCUUUGUUAACUGAUGAAGAUUACAUUGCGGAAGUUCGUGUCUUUUGGCAAAUGUGGCAACAACAAAAAGCUUCCUUCCCAUCCUUGGCCGUUUGGUGGGAUGAUGGGAAAAAACGAAUUAAGGCACUUUCUCGUAGAUUUUCGUCUUGUACAGCUCGUGCUUGUCGUGGCCAAAUUAAAUCUUUGGAAACUUGUUUAUUUCAUCUUGAACAUCGUAAGCAUAAUGGGGAGGAUGUUGAUGCCUUGCUGUCGCAGACCAAGACUGAUCUUGAACUCGAACUUUUACACUCUGCUGCAGGUGCUAAGAUACGUGCCAAAGAACAAUGGGCUGAGGAAGGUGAAACAUCCUCGAAGUAUUUUUUCCAACUGGAAAAGUCUCGGGCUGUUAAGAAAGUAUUCACUGGCAUUAAAAACUCACAGAAUGUGGUAGUCCGUUCAAUUUCAGCAAUCAUUCGUGUUUGGAUUUUAUUCUAUGUCCAACUUUUCACUGCCUCUGUGCUUGUUCCUAGUGACCAGGAUUUUUUUAUCAACUCAUUAGAUCUUUCUUUGUCCCGAGCUGACGCUGAUCUUUGCGAUGGUUUGAUUACAGAGGCCGAAUGUUCACAUGCGCUUUCUCAGAUGCGUCAUAACAAGUCUCCUGGUAUAGAUGGUCUGCCAUACGAGUUUUAUUCUUGUUUCUGGCCUAUCCUAGGCACUGAUCUUCUCUCUGUUUACAACAAUAGUUUUUCACUUGGUCGUCUUUCUUUUUCCCAACGAACGGGAUUAAUCACCCUCCUGUUUAAGAAAGGGGAUCGUUUAGAGACAAAGAAUUGGCGUCCAAUCUCAUUACUUUGCACAGAUUAUAAGAUUUUGGCAAAAGUCCUUACCAACCGUCUUCUCCAUGUCCUUCCUUCUGUUGUACACCCUGAUCAAACUUGUGGUGUUCCUGGCCGUUUUUCCAGUGAAAAUGUCCGUACCCUCAAAGAUAUUAUUAGUCAAGCUAACCAGACCAACUCCGCUGCAGCCAUUAUUUCUCUGGAUCAAGAGAAAGCUUUUGAUCGUGUCGAUUGGUCCUUUAAGUUGCGCGUUUUGGACAAAAUGAAUUUCGGCGUUUCCUUUCGAUCUUGGGUUAAGUUGCUCUAUACAGAUAUUUUUUCUAGCAUCUUGAUUAACAACUAUGUUAGUGAACUUUUCCCUGUUACUCGAGGUGUCAGACAGGGAUGUCCUCUGUCCCCUCUCUUGUACGUCUUGGUCGCGGAAACAAUUGCUAGCGCUAUUCGCAAGGAUUCGUCCAUUGAUGGCUAUUUACUCCCGGCUGGUCGUCGGAUUAAAGUUUUUCAGUACGCAGAUGACACAAGUAUAAUGGUUCAAUCUGAUAAUUCUAUUCGUGCUCUUUUUUCCUUGUUCGACCGCUACGAAAGGGCGUCGGGUGCAAAGCUUAAUGUUACCAAAUCACAUGGUCUUUUGAUUGGUUCAUGGAAACAUCGCACUGAUCUUCCGGUUCCAUUAAACUGGUCUAAUAUUUCCGUUACAGUGCUUGGGUGUCAUCUCGGUAAUGAUUUAUCGGUGGAUUGGGAUUCUUUGAUUGUAAAAUUUGAGGAUCAAUUACGCCUUUGGAAACAUCGUCAGCUCUCAUUCCGUGGUCGUGCUCUCAUUGCAAACAGUCUUGGGUUGAGUGCUUUUUGGUAUCAAGCUACUAUUUUUGAUGUCCCUAACCUAAUUGUCAAACACAUCAACAAGAUCUUGUUUCCCUUUGUGUGGAAUAAGAAGAAAGAGUGGAUGGCACGGUCUUCUGUUACCCAACCUCUAACUGCUGGCGGCCUAGGGUUGGUGGAGGUGUCACGUAAAAUCACAUGUCUUCGUGCUGUUUGGCUUCGUCGUCAUUUUUCUGGUAGUGUCCAUCAUUCGUGGUCCAGCUUUUUUGAGCAUCAUGUUUCUUUAGUUUUUCCCAACCAUGAUGUGGCCUCUUUGUUUGUGUGUGAUCACAUCCCUGCCUAUCGAAUCAAGCGCCUCCCUCCCUUUUAUGCCUCAUUGGUGCGCACAUGGGUGGACUUAAAAGGUUCAAGAGUUGGUCAGCAAUGGAUCGUUCCUCGUCCUGGUCUUGAUCCCCUCCCUGUUGGAGAGGUGUCGGCCCGGAUCAGUUAUUCUCUUCUUUCUCAGUACCAACAUACAGAGCAUCGAUCUGUGGCCAAGUUUACUGAUCUUGGUAUUACCGUCCAUUGGAAGGAGGUCUGGGUCGGCCUUUGCCUCUGGAGAUUUGUUCGAUCUGUUCAGGAUACCGCAUGGCUAUCAUUUCAUGGCAUUCUUCCUACAGCUGAUCGCCUGGUUCGUUUUGGGAUGAACAUCAAUCCUUCGUGUUUCUGUGGUCAACCUGAGAAUUUAAUUCACCUUUUUGUCCAAUGUCCAUUUGCUACGGAGAUCCUUCAAUGGUUUCUUGUCCGUUUCGUAACUGGAAACCGGCGGCGGUUCUUACCGAUGCAGAGAUUUUGUUUGGGUUCUCAGCUACCUCUCGUGUUCCUUUGGUCUUUACUGCUUUGUUGGGCGUCCUGCGUCAUCACAUCUGGUUGGCCCGCAAUAGUCAUCGUUUUGAUGGUGUUGCUCCAAAUGUCCCCAACACCCUUCGGAAAGCUCGAUCCACAUUUCGGUUCCUAG
Messenger RNA from Paramuricea clavata, 3625 nucleotides. NCBI's taxonomy places the organism in Eukaryota, Metazoa, Cnidaria, Anthozoa, Malacalcyonacea, Plexauridae. The record is from the annotation of a GenBank genome assembly.